CGGAGGUCGGCCCCACGACUGUCGCCGACCGUGCCAAGCUGGGCGGAACGCAUCCCCCGGACGCCACGCGAGCUAGACCAGUCUAGGCCGUGUCGUCCGCCCAGGACCACGUUCGCCGUAAAUGGGUUGUGCCCGACCUAUAGCCGAAGGUUGGGGACCGGACGACACGGCCAAGGCAGCCGAGGCCGGGCAUGCGGCGCUGGCUGCGGGGCUGCUGUCACUGUGCCCGGAUGACAAAAAGCGGCACAGUCCCGCCAACAGCCUACUGGAGGCAGCGGCUCGUGGAUAUGGAGUCGCGGACUUCACGGGGUUUUGGAAGGAGUGCGUUAAUGGGACCUGGGAGGACUUACAGCGGCAGCAGCAGCAAGAGCAGCAACUGGCGCAGCAGGGGCAGCAGCAGAUGAACGACUGUUUCAGUGUGCGGUGCCCUAAUGGCCUGGACCUAAGGGCCAGCGCGUCGGAGCUGGCUAGCCCUCUGGGUCCGGCUGGCCUGAAGGGCAUCCUGGCAGCUGCUGCGGGCAGCCCCACGCCCUGCUGGCUGGACAAACUGGAUAUGCUGCUACAGCUGCCCUCUGGCAGUGACGAGGCUGCUUCCGUUGCUGCUGCAUCUGCUGUUGCAGCAAAGCUAGCAGCGCGCCCGGACUUGCUGUCCGACGUCUUAGCAGGCGCCAUGUCUGCGCCGGACGGCCUGGCCCGCGUGCGGCUGCUGUGGGAGCAGCGCGGCUGGCGGCUGGCGGAGGGCUCUGCACUGGAGGCCGCGGUGGCUGCGGCGGGGAAGCGUGGCGACACGGCCGCAAUCAGCUACCUGUUUGACAAUCUGGGGGCGCAGGUAGCGCUAGCCGUUGAGCAGGGCCACAGUGUUCCUGACGUGUUGCGCAAAGCGGUGUUUGGCGGCCACCUUGCGGUGCUGCAGCUGCUGGCGUCGCGCGGCGUGCGCUGCAGUGGCGGGACGUUUGCCAACCUGGCGGGUUGUGCGGUGUUAGAUGGUCACACCCACAUCCUCGACUACCUCCUGUGCAAGCAGGCGCCGCCGCCACUCCUGCUUGAGCCGCCGGCAGGGUCCUGGGCGGACUCGGAUCUCCGGAAACGCGCGCUAAAGCAAGCGCUGGAGUGGGGGACCCCUGCGUUGCUGGAGGUGCUAGAACGGCUGGGCUUUCCUUUCGACCGCACGGAGGCUGUUUACCUUCAUAUGCUUAAACUGGGUGGAGACGUUCCAAUGAUUCGGGCGCUGGCGCGGCUGCGGUUCUGCGGCCCUGACUGCCACAUCGCACUAACAUCGCUGCUAGGGGACCCGGCUGUGCCGCUGGACGAAAUACGGUGGCUGCUGGAGGGAGACGGUGGGAGCGGUGGUAGUGGGGAGGCAGGCAGCGAGGGUGGCGCUGCAGGGCCGUCCGAGGGCCCGGCGCCCACCGCGGCGCCCAAGCCCGGCCCGGCUGUGAGACUGGUCCUGCAGGAUGCGGCGUUAUGGCAGCGAGUGCUAGAGGCGGCGGGGCGGCGGGGCCAGGGGCAGGCGGCACGGGAGGUGCGGGCCUGGCUGGAAGGCUGGCGGCAGGCGAACAUGAAGCCACCUGGCGACAGCAAUGAGCGAUGGCAAGGGCCGAGGGCACGGGCCGAGGGGUCGUGGGGUGGCUGGAAACACCGAGCCGCCGAUGACACUUGGCAGUGCUGCAUCACGUAGGCAUAGCCUACGGCAGUUUGUGGGUAAUCCUUGCUUUUGUUUCCAGUGAGGUCUGUUGUUGUUAAGGCUAGCUUUUGGCGACGUCUGGUAGCUUCCAUUUAGUGUUAGGGUCAUCACAAGGUGUGCAUGCGCAAUGUGGGUACCGUGUGGCUGUUCGUGCCGCACCAUGAGGCUGGACCGAGCUGAACUCAGGCAUGUGUGUUGAAGUGUGAUCGUCCUUAGCCUUACGGAUGAUCACACUCGAACAGAACGUGUACUCGUUGGGGUGGUAGUGUGUACCUGAUUCCUUCGCUUCCUGUGUGCUUGUGUACAGUACAGUGUUUGUGGUUCGUGCCUUGGACGGGGCGGUGACCGCCCGCCCACAGCCCACCUUCGCAAUGAGUAUUGUGUGGACCGGACCUGGGGCACGGCACGCGGUGUGAUUGCCCUGCUUUAAGCAGCUAGUGGCCUCCACCGGUGUCGGUUACACAACCGCACAAAGGCACAUGCGCAAUGCAUUUUGUGGACAUGUGGUGGCUGCGGGCCAUUAAGAGCAUACCCCUGCACUGCACAGGACCCCCCAAUGAUUUGUCGACGCAGGCAGGCAGGCACAGACGCCUGGCGACGGCAUCAGGAACUACAUACGAACUAUAGCGAAAGUUCAGAUAUUGACCGUGACAGAGACGGCGACGAUGACAGUGGCAGCGACAAUAAUAGCGUGUGAUAGUAAGGGCCGUCGGAACUUGGUGGCUGUUAACACUGCUGUGUUGGUGGUGUUGUGGUGGUGACAUGUUAGUACGGCAGUGUUGUGUUGGGGGUAUGCACGUGCUGACUCGGGGGCUGGCUGCUGUAAUGCAUGGCGAAGAACCGGCGCCUUCCUGAGAUGGCCGCUAGGGAAGGCAUGGGCAUCAGGCAAGGGCGUUAUCGUUAUGCAUGGGGCUGAAGGCCAACCGCAGUAGCUGCCUCCCAUCAUUCACUGCGGUGGAUGUAUAUACAUGUCACGGUCCGUGCAGUUGCAUGGCUGUAGUAUUGGGUGCCGCAUUACACACACAUGUGUGUUAAAGAGCACAAGGAACACAAUAC
Molecule: messenger RNA, 2740 nt
Organism: Chlamydomonas reinhardtii
Lineage: Eukaryota; Viridiplantae; Chlorophyta; Chlorophyceae; Chlamydomonadales; Chlamydomonadaceae
Exons: 4
Coding region: 122-1678 (518 amino acids)
Biological process (GO): sphingolipid catabolic process; ceramide biosynthetic process
Cellular component (GO): cell periphery; endoplasmic reticulum; membrane
Molecular function (GO): glycerophospholipase activity
Source: RefSeq, a predicted model, not a curated record